GUGACAGUGACUCCGCUUCAGUCAGCUGAUAAAAGUCGGUUGUUUGUCGACAAGAACUGUUAGUGCUGGGUCAUCGUCGAGUCCCGGGUCGUGUUGCGGUCCAAACGCUGGCAUAAUGAGGAGUCUCCUGCUCGUGUUCGCGGCGCUGGUCCUGAGCAGCGACGCGCUGGUCCGAAUUCCCUUAAAGAAAUUCCGUUCCAUCAGACGUGAGUGGACAGACUCUGGGAGAAGAGCAGAGGAGCUUUUGGCUGACAAACACUCCCUAAAGUACAACUUUGGCUUCCCCUCCAGUAAUGGACCCACUCCAGAAACCCUGAAGAACUACCUUGACGCCCAGUAUUAUGGUGAUAUUGCCCUGGGUACCCCUCCUCAGACCUUCAGCGUGGUGUUUGACACGGGUUCCUCCAACCUGUGGGUUCCCUCCGUUCACUGCUCCCUCUUAGACAUUGCGUGCUUGCUUCACCACAAAUAUAAUUCUGGAAAGUCCAGCACCUACGUGAAGAACGGCACUGCCUUUGCUAUCCAGUAUGGCUCUGGCAGUUUGUCGGGCUACCUCAGCCAGGACACGUGCACAAUUGGAGACAUAUUAGUGGAGAAACAGGUUUUCGGAGAGGCUGUUAAGCAGCCCGGUGUGGCCUUUAUCGCUGCCAAGUUUGACGGGAUCCUUGGCAUGGCCUACCCACGCAUCUCUGUGGACGGGGUGACACCGGUCUUUGACAACAUCAUGCGCCAGAAGAAGGUGGAGAAGAACAUCUUCUCCUUCUACCUGAACAGGAACCCGGACACGGCGCCCGGCGGUGAGCUGCUGCUGGGAGGAACCGACCCCAAAUACUACAGCGGUGACUUCCACUACGUCAACAUCACCCGCCAGGCCUACUGGCAGAUCCACAUGGACGAGCUGGUAGUGGGCAGCCAGCUGAGCCUGUGUAAGGGCGGCUGCGAGGCCAUCGUGGACACCGGGACGUCUCUGAUCACCGGCCCCUCUGCUGAGGUCAGAGCCCUGCAGAAAGCCAUCGGAGCUACUCCGCUCAUCCAGGGAGAGUACAUGGUGAACUGUGACAAGAUCCCGUCGCUGCCUGUCAUCACCUUCAACGUGGGCGGACGCAGCUACAGCCUGACCGGAGAGCAGUAUGUCCUCAAGGAGAGUCAGGCUGGAAAGACCAUCUGUCUGAGUGGCUUCAUGGGUCUGGACAUCCCCGCCCCCGCCGGGCCCCUGUGGAUUCUGGGAGAUGUAUUCAUCGGCCAGUACUACACUGUCUUUGACCGGGAGAACAACAGGGUGGGCUUUGCUAAGUCCAAGUAAGCACAUCGUGCAUGAGAGCAACACGUUCAAGUGCAAAGCUAAAAGUCCAAGUUUUGGAGGAGAAGAAUCUGAGCUGCACGUUUUCUGUUGCUUUUCAAUCAAACUGUGUUUUAGCAAUAGAUUUUGUGUAGAGCCUAAAUGCACUGAUUUCCAGCCACGUGCGUGAAACAGAUAGGAGAGCUGAUAGGCUGUGUGAUGGAUGUAUAUAAUCAGGGAUCAGUUGAUUGCACCGGUACUGCCCUUUUCAAACAUUUUGGUUUUUUUUUUUUUUUUUUAAUCAGGGAUUUGUUUUUAAACAGAAAACUUUCAAUUUGCAUUUUAGGAGGAAGUUGGUUCUCAGCUACUGAGUUUGUGAUGUAUCUUAAUGUGAUUGGCCUCAAUAAACAGUUUUUAAAACACGA
Messenger RNA from Toxotes jaculatrix (banded archerfish), 1704 nucleotides. It is a transcript of the gene ctsd, whose product is annotated as cathepsin D. Gene Ontology annotation, biological process: proteolysis. Gene Ontology annotation, cellular component: lysosome. The record is from RefSeq and is a predicted model, not a curated record. The coding region runs from base 116 to 1303 and encodes 395 amino acids. NCBI's taxonomy places the organism in Eukaryota, Metazoa, Chordata, Actinopteri, Toxotidae. The transcript has 9 exons. Gene Ontology annotation, molecular function: aspartic-type endopeptidase activity.